CGGCAGAACCAUGGAAUCAGGCAGCAUCUUCCUGCUUCUGGGGCUCCUGGCCCUCUGGGCCCAGCUGCAGGCUGUAGCUGGUCAGGGAGAUAAACGUGACAUUUGCCGACUCCCGCCUGAGAAGGGCCCUUGCAAGGGACAUAUCCCGCGCUUCUUCUACAACCCGGCCUCCAGGACAUGCGAAAGCUUCAUUUAUGGCGGCUGCAAGGGCAACAAGAACAACUUUAAGACGAAGGCAGAGUGUGUGCGUGCCUGCGGGCCUCCUGAGAGACCCGGGGUUUGCCCCAAGACCACAGGCCCCGGCAUUUGCCUGCAUGGCUGCAACAGCGACUCUGACUGUAAAGAAGGACAGAAGUGCUGCUUUAAUGGCUGUGGCUACACCUGCGUGACGGUGGCUCCAUCAGGGCCUCCCUAAGUCCCAUCUGCCAGGACCCGGACUCCAGAGGGGACGAGCUGCCUCAGCCGCACUGACCAAUUGCCAAGAUCGGAUCAGCCCGAAGACAAAGUCCCGACCCCCAGGGACUCUCCCCAUCCCUGGUGUUUUUGCCAGGGGAACAGGUCGUGGUUUCCUGGGAUUCCUUCUCUUCCUCAAUAAACAUUUCCUGACAUCC
Molecule: messenger RNA, 611 nt
Organism: Trachemys scripta elegans
Lineage: Eukaryota; Metazoa; Chordata; Testudines; Emydidae
Gene: SPINT4
Product: serine peptidase inhibitor, Kunitz type 4
Exons: 4
Coding region: 11-415 (134 amino acids)
Biological process (GO): negative regulation of peptidase activity
Cellular component (GO): extracellular region
Molecular function (GO): serine-type endopeptidase inhibitor activity
Source: RefSeq, a predicted model, not a curated record